Molecule: messenger RNA, 402 nt
Organism: Carlito syrichta (Philippine tarsier)
Lineage: Eukaryota; Metazoa; Chordata; Mammalia; Primates; Tarsiidae
Product: homeobox protein NANOG-like
Exons: 3
Molecular function (GO): DNA binding
Source: RefSeq, a predicted model, not a curated record
GUGAAGACCUGGUUCCAGAACCAGAGAAUGAAGUCUAAGAGGUGGCAGAAAAGCAGCUGGCCAAAGAACAGCUACAGUGUGGCCCAGGUCUCAGCACACACCUACCCAGGUCUCUACUCGCCCUACCACCAGGGAUGCCUGGUGAACACAUCCGGGAACCUUCCCGGGUGGAACAACCAGACCUGGAACAGCCAGUCCUGGAGUAGCCACACCUGGAACAGUCAGACCUGGUGCCCCCCAGCCUGGAACAGUCACACCUGGAGCAGCCCCUUCCAUAAUUCUGGAGAGGAGUCCUUGCAGGCCGCCAUGCAGUUCCAGCAGAAUUCACUAGCCAGUGACUUGGAAUACCGGCCAAUCUCCGUGGAAUACGUCACAGAAACAAAGGACAAGGACCAAGGAUGA